Molecule: messenger RNA, 759 nt
Organism: Trichoplusia ni (cabbage looper)
Lineage: Eukaryota; Metazoa; Arthropoda; Insecta; Lepidoptera; Noctuidae
Product: actin cytoskeleton-regulatory complex protein PAN1-like
Exons: 2
Coding region: 92-643 (183 amino acids)
Source: RefSeq, a predicted model, not a curated record
GCCUAUAUUCUCUGAUAAUACCUAAUAUAAAUACUAAGCAGGUUGUCUGAAUGGCAUAGUCGUGUUUUACUCAGACAUAACAGUAAUCAAGAUGAAAUUCCUAGUCGCCAUUGCCCUGAUCGCCACCGUGGCUUCGGCCACCCCCGUCCGCCCCAUCGGACAGCUCCUGGAAGCCAUCAGCGCUCUGAGGCCACCAACCGUUGCUGCUGGACCCGCCAUCCUCGAGCCCAACCCUAUUGCCGUUGGACCUGCCAUCGUCGACUUCCCCCUCCCCGAAGGUGCUCUCGUAGGAGCUCCCAUUGCUCCCUCCCCCGUAUCCAUUAUCGACGGCCCCGCCCCCGUAUCUGACGCUAGCAGCACUCCUCUGGUCCAGAUCAUCUUGAACAUCAACCAGGCUUCCGCUGAGUUGAUCCCCGUUGGCCCCGUCAUCGCUCCCGAGCCCGUGCACGUUGUUGAGUCCGCUCCUGAACCCGUCCAGGUGGUUGAGACCGCUCCCAUCCCCGUGGCUCCCGUCCAGGUUGUGGAGGUUGCCCCCGAACCCGUGCAGGUUGUAGAGGUCGCCCCCGCACCCGCUGAGCCCGUCAUCAUCGGAGUGCCCGUCAUCCCCUCCCCCGCCAUCACCCUCCCCGAGGAACUCAACUAAGCGAUACACAUAACUUCGAAUCUUCAUAAUUUAUUUAAAACUCCGAAAUACUUUGUUUAUUUACGAAUGAAAAAGAUAUGACAAUACAAUAAACUUUUUAUGCCUACUACAAAAAA